GGGAUGUCCUGUUUUGUUGGUAGCCCUUGAAUGCAGCUUGAACAGGGACGAGAGUGAAAGUAAAAGUUAGUUUUUGCUUCACCUACCAGGUGUAGUCUACUUUGCCUUUAAUCCUUAACAUUUAUUAUUGUGGGUAAAGGACCAAAAGGCGCCAGGCAGGAAGAGGCUGAGGCAAGGACAGCAUCCUGAGUCUCCUGAGUCUCCAUCUUCUGUGAAGGUGUGCAAGACGCACUGGCUUCCUUCCUCCCCACCUGUGAUGUUAGGCAUGUGGCCUAAACCUGUCUGAUUGAGCCCUUAGAACCGUCAAACCUAUGGACAUCAAAGGCCAGUGUUGGACCGACGAGGAGUCGGACGGGGAGAACGAGCCAGAGCAAUUCCUGUAUGGCAUCCAGGGGAGCUGCACCGCUGAUCUCUACCGUCAUCCUCAGCUCGAUGCAGAUAUCGAGGCAGUAAAAGACAUCUACACUGACAGUGCUAUCGCCGUCAGGGAGUAUGGCAUCAUUGACGACGUCGACAUCGAGCUUCAUAUUAACAUUGGCUUCCUCGAUGAGGAGGUUGCGACAGCUUGGAAAGUAAUCAGAACAGAGCCCAUUAUUCUGAGACUACGCUUUUCUCUUUCUCAGUACCUCGAUGGGCCCGAGCCAUCAGUUGAUGUGUUCCAACCCUCAAAUAAAGAAGGAUUCAGCCUUGGCUUGCAACUCAAAAAGAUCCUGAGCACAUUCACGUCCCAGCAGUGGAAGCAUCUCAGUAAUGAGUUCCUUAAGGCCCAGCAGGAGAAGAGGCACAGCUGGUUCAAAGCCGGCGGAACCAUCAAAAAGUUUCGUGCCGGGCUCAGCAUCUUCUCUCCAAUCCCCAAGUCUCCAAGUUUCCCUUUGAUCCAAGACACUGUCCUGAAAGGGAAGCUGAGCGUCCCUGAACUCCGUGUGACCCGCCUCAUGAAUCGAUCCAUCUCAUGUACCAUGAAGAACCCGAAAGGGGAGCUCUUCAGCUAUCCACCAAACAGCCAGACCGUGGCGGUCCCAGCGGCCAGGGCCCCAGCACAGAUCACCACGAGGCAGCUGAUUGAAUUAUUUUUCUCAUCCCAGGCGGGCGGACACUGCAAGAACAUUCCCACACUGGAGUAUGGCUUUUUAGUGCAGAUAAUGAAGUACUCCGAGCAGAGGAUCCCCACGCUCAAUGAGUAUUGUGUGGUCUGCGACGAGCAGCACGUCUUUCAGAACGGAUCCAUGCUGAAGCCGGCUGUGUGCACAAGGGAGCUGUGCGUAUUCUCUUUCUACACGCUGGGUGUGAUGUCGGGGGCGGCAGAGGAAGUGGCCACCGGUGCUGAGGUCGUCGAUCUCCUUGUGGCGAUGUGCCGAGCUGCGCUUGAGUCUCCCCGCAAGAGCAUCAUCUUUGAGCCCUACCCUUCCGUCGUGGACCCCAAUGACCCCAAGACUUUGGCCUUCAACCCAAAGGAGAAGAAGAAUUAUGAGAGGCUGCAGAAAGCACUGGACAGUGUCAUGUCCAUACGGGAAAUGACCCAGGGCUCGUAUUUGGAGAUCAAGAAGCAGAUGGACAAACUGGAUCCUUUGGCCCAUCCCCUGCUACAGUGGAUUAUUUCCAGUAAUAGAUCUCACAUUGUCAAGUUGCCUCUUAGUAGGCAACUGAAAUUCAUGCACACCUCCCACCAGUUCCUGCUGCUCAGCAGCCCUCCAGCCAAAGAGGCCCGUUUCCGCACUGCCAAAAAGCUUUACGGCAGUACCUUCGCCUUCCAUGGUUCCCAUAUAGAGAACUGGCACUCUGUUCUGAGAAAUGGACUAGUCAAUGCCUCUUAUACCAAACUGCAGCUGCACGGGGCCGCAUAUGGAAAGGGCAUCUAUCUCAGCCCCAUCUCCAGCAUAUCUUUUGGAUACUCAGGAAUGGGGAAGGGACAACACCGCAUGCCCACCAAAGAUGAGCUGGUGCAGCGUUACAACCGCAUGAAUACCAUUCCACAGUUUUGUUGUUUCAAGCAGAGUCGUCCAAUCCAAUCGAGAUUUCUGCAAAGUCGAAAUCUGAACUGCAUAGCACUUUGUGAAGUGAUCACAUCCAAGGAUCUGCAAAAGCACGGCAACAUUUGGGUGUGUCCUGUGUCGGACCAUGUUUGUACUCGCUUCUUUUUUGUGUAUGAGGACGGCCAAGUGGGAGACGCCAACAUCAACACGCAGGAGCCGAAGGUGCAGAAGGAGAUCAUGCGCGUGAUCGGGACCUAGGUCUGCAUUUCCAGGCUGAUGCGAGGAGACUUUUUGCAAGCGGGGCCACACUUCAUGUAAAGUAGAUCCAUGCGUCACCUUGGGCAGAGGUGCGCAAAGCAGGCGGUCCAAAAAAAAAAAAAAAAAAAGAGCAGGUGAAUGUUUUUGAGGAGGCGAGGUAUUGGGAGGACAUUAUCAUGUUCUUUCACGGGACUAACUUCCUCUCUUGCGGACACUUUUAACCAUAAACAUGUUUACUGUAUGGAAAAAAUUGUCACUGGCAUGGCUUUUCCAUAGUUACAUUAUGCUUCAUGUAUUUUCUUGCUUUUUUUUUUUUUCAUUCAAUAUUCCAGUGAUUGCUACAUCCAUUUGUGGAUCCUCUUUUAACGGAUGUAAAGGCACACUGUCGUUCAUCCCCUUAUUGUGGGGUUGGGGAAAUGUUUGAUAGUCCUCCAACGGCCUUAAAAAUAUAAUGCAAAACAAAUGAAUAUUAUGAAACAUUUUGGGCUUUUUUUUCCGACUACAUCGGGCGCUCUCAUAUGCAGCCCAGGCCUCGUAGAUUCCCCACCCCUGCGAGACAAAGUGGCACUUUUUUCUUUUUUUUUUUUGGGAUAUUGAAUAUUGUUUGAGUAAUGGCAUCAAUUAUGCCUGUACAAUUGAUAUCUAAAGGGAAAGCACAGCUCUGUAAUUUUGUCCUUGGCCAAUAGAAUUCAUUUGCAAGAAUUCAAUAAGGGUGGGUUUGAACUACACUAAAGGCACUUUGAUAUGUUGACAUUUAUUAAUAGUUUUAAUAUGUUCUCAUGAUGAACAGCUAAUAAUUCUACGAGGUAAAUGUCCUUUGUGUCAUUAUGGGAAACCAAAAUACUGGAGUAAAAAAAAUAUUUCUUGGUUUCCACGUAUCACGAUUGUCUAUUUUUUAAAAUUUAUUUAAUUUUUUAUAUGGCAGAAAUGAUUUCCUGUCGUCAUACUAAACAGUACAUAUUUGACACAAAACUAGCCAGCCAUAUUACCAAAUUGCUGGUAAAAAAAUUUUCUUUCCCCACCCCCCUCAAAGAUCAAUUGGUUAUACUUGCAAUCAAAUGAAUGAACGACAAGAUUAUGUACCAAACAGCACCUUAGAUUUAUGUACUUAUUUUCUGUGAUUGCAUAAUUUUGCAUUUGUGGGCAUCACUUCACUUGAGAGAAAAUACCACAAAUUAAUUUGCAUUAGAUCCAUUAAAUACACAUUAUUAGCAAAUCCUUGUAUAGCUAAUCUGGUUUAUCAGUCGUAUGUAUGUAUGGGCUGGUAUUUUCUCUGCAUCAUAUGAGACAUUGCACUUACUCAACGCUUGCCUAAAAUGAUGUGUCCUGGAGGAAAAUGGGGGGGGGGGGGGGGGUACAUUGGGAACCUGUGAUAUCUUUGUCUGUACAGAGACUGGCUGUAAAUACGGAUGAAAUAUAAUGAGAAAAGAACGGACGCCUUUUUUUGGGGGGCUUAGUUGCGAAUUUGAACGUUUACUCUCUCUCUGUCGAAAGUAUUCAAGAAGAUGAUAGACAGCGAUGUAAAGUGGGAUAAAAUAAAAUAAAAUCCUGGUUUUGCACACUUUUA
This is a messenger RNA of Phycodurus eques (leafy seadragon), 3798 nucleotides long. Its product is annotated as protein mono-ADP-ribosyltransferase PARP6. The record is from RefSeq and is a predicted model, not a curated record. Gene Ontology annotation, cellular component: nuclear envelope; endoplasmic reticulum tubular network; membrane. Bases 312 to 2231 code for a protein of 639 amino acids. Gene Ontology annotation, biological process: endoplasmic reticulum unfolded protein response. Lineage: Eukaryota; Metazoa; Chordata; Actinopteri; Syngnathiformes; Syngnathidae. Gene Ontology annotation, molecular function: kinase binding; NAD+ poly-ADP-ribosyltransferase activity; protein serine/threonine kinase activator activity. The transcript has 24 exons.